Messenger RNA from Arabidopsis lyrata subsp. lyrata, 750 nucleotides. RefSeq lists its product as uncharacterized. The record is from RefSeq and is a predicted model, not a curated record. The coding region runs from base 37 to 429 and encodes 130 amino acids. NCBI's taxonomy places the organism in Eukaryota, Viridiplantae, Streptophyta, Magnoliopsida, Brassicales, Brassicaceae. The transcript is spliced from 4 exons.
UAAUAAUAUUCACUCUUUUACGAAAGAGAAAGAGAGAUGGAUACUCAUGCUUCUUCAAAAUUGGGUCAUGUACUCAUGCUUCUUCUUCUUCUUAGCUUCCUCUUGCACCAUACCAAAUCUACUUUGCCUUCUGAUCAUGAAGAACUCUCAAUAACUGGGAGGAGAAUUAUGGCGUAUUACAAGCACGAUGGUGCCAUAGGAACACCACCAUCAAGAAGUGGACGAGGUGGUGGUCACGGGAAGAGAAUGAUGCCCUACUACAACCCAAAUGCUCCCACACAAACACCAACAUUGAGAAGUAGACGAGGUGGUGGUGGUCACAACGGGAGGAAACUGAUGGGUAUAUAUAGGCCAAAUGGAGACAUAUAUACAGGACCAUCAAACAGUGGACAUGGUGGUGGUCACAUUCAUCAACAUUCCUCUCCUUAGUUUUGGGGCAGUUUCCAAGUUUGGAAACUCAUCUAAUACCAAAAAUAAUAGAGAUGUGAAUGUAAUUUGUGUUUUAUGUGAUUCCAAGAACGGAGUGGAUAUGGUGGUGGUCACAUUCAUCAACAUUCCGAUCUCCUUAGUUUUACAAAACUGGAAGAAAUUAUGGUUGUUUGUCAGUUUGUGUACAAGUAGAAUUAUGGUCAAGUCAUUACGGGUGUGGUUUUUGUAAGUCGGUGAGAAUCGACUGUUGAAGAAUAAUUAAACAUGUGACUUAUUUACAUCUUCUCGUUAGCUGGCUACGUAAAACGAUUCGAUUCAUAA